CGCCUGCAGCGGCGUUUCGCCAGUGGGGAGCGGGGUGAGAGGGGACGCGGCGUCUGCGGCGGCGGCAGGGGCGGGAGGUCAGUGUCCGAGCCGCAGUGGGACGCGCGCAGGCUGCCGGAGGCCGCGGUGAGGGGCCGGACCUGAGUGGCUGUGUGGAGCCGGUCAUCAGCCUCGCCAGCCCCUCGGCUCUGUGGAGGAACAGCAGCGGUGUGCGGGAUAUUAGAAAUGGCUACUCCCCAAUCAGUUUUCAUCUUUGCAAUUUGCAUUUUAAUGAUAACAGAAUUAAUUUUGGCGUCAAAAAGUUACUAUGAUAUCUUGGGUGUGCCAAAAUCGGCAUCAGAACGCCAAAUCAAGAAAGCCUUUCACAAGCUGGCCAUGAAGUAUCAUCCUGACAAAAAUAAGAGCCCUGAUGCUGAAGCAAAAUUCAGAGAGAUUGCAGAAGCAUAUGAAACACUAUCAGAUGCUAAUAGGCGGAAAGAAUAUGACACACUUGGACACAGUGCUUUUACUAAUGGUAAAGGACAAAGAGGUAGUGGAAGUCCUUUUGAGCAGUCAUUUAACUUCAAUUUUGAUGACUUGUUUAAAGACUUUGGUUUUUUUGGUCAAAACCAAAACACUCGGUCUAAGAAGCAUUUCGAAAAUCACUUCCAGACACGCCAGGAUGGUUCCACUAGACAAAGGCAUCAUUUCCAGGAGUUUUCUUUUGGAGGUGGACUGUUCGAUGACAUGUUUGAAGAUAUGGAGAAAAUGUUUUCUUUUAGUGGUUUUGACACUAACAAUCGGCACACAGUACAGACUGAAAAUAGAUUCCAUGGAUCUAGCAAGCACUGCAGGACUGUCACUCAAAGAAGAGGAAAUAUGGUUACUACAUACACUGACUGUUCAGGACAGUAGCUCAUUCUUUUUCUGUUCUCACUAAACCCAGCUAGUUGACUCUUUAAUAUCUUUGAUGCAAAACAAUUUUCUGUGAACUUUUUUGACAAGUGCAUGAUUUCACUUGAUAUAGCUAUUGAAUAUACUUAAAUUGUUUUCAACAAAUUCAGCAAAAGUCAGUAGAGAAAUAGCUAGUUAUUAAUUUCCCUGAUUAGGAAAGGUUCUUUAAAAUAGAUAUUAUAAUUCUGACUGAUCUUUUAUUUCUGCUUGCCCUUGGGCUUAGUAACAAUGGCCAGUUUUAUUACCCAGAAAAGAUUGAGUUUGCCUGAUAAAUAUGUUAAGGUUAAGCUUUAAAAGUCAUUGUAGACUUAAGUUGUGUGAAUUUGAAUAAUUUUUGAAGUGAAACCUUUAUUAAAUUAAAAUUGCAUGCUCUGUA
This is a messenger RNA of Manis pentadactyla (Chinese pangolin), 1309 nucleotides long. RefSeq names its product DnaJ heat shock protein family (Hsp40) member B9 (gene DNAJB9). Gene Ontology annotation, molecular function: protein-folding chaperone binding; misfolded protein binding. Lineage: Eukaryota; Metazoa; Chordata; Mammalia; Pholidota; Manidae. The record is from RefSeq and is a predicted model, not a curated record. Gene Ontology annotation, cellular component: endoplasmic reticulum. The transcript has 3 exons. The coding region runs from base 226 to 894 and encodes 222 amino acids.